CGCUGCGGAUAUCACCCUACUGUCAUCACAAAAAAGUCGGCUCGAGCACUUAAUGUCAGGUUUGAAUAGAGUUUCAUGGAUGAUUGAGCAACCUGUUCCGAAGUAUCCGAUGCUAGAUGCUGCGGAGGCUGUGGAGGAAACCGAGCGCGCACCAUCCCAUCGGGUCGUAUUCGUUUUACUUCAUCCAACCUAUUGAAACGAAAGUGGGCGAGAUUCUGUCACUGUUGCCUCGAGAGAUCGCCAGCUCUGACAACACACAUUACAUCCCGAAUAUCCUUUCUUCUAGAUAUAUCGUGGGUCCUGCGCAAUCUCUGUCCGUCUGAACUCUCAGUAAACGUCAAUCCUAGUCUUAUUUGUUACUUGGCAUCCAUAUCCAGCAAUGGUCAACACUGGCAAACCCUCAAGUGGGUACCAUAUGUGCCGAAAACGGCGUAUCAAGUGCGACGAAGCAAAACCACAUUGUAUGAGAUGUCAGAAGUCAAAACGUAUAUGCCCCGGAUAUCGAGACUCGGCGCAGCUUCAACGAUUCGGUGGAUCAAAACCAACUAAGAAGCAACGCCAUGGAAGCGAUAAGAUCCACAAUCUAUCGUUCGAUGAACUCAUCGAUAGUGUCAUUCUAUCAACGGCAACCUCGCUGGAUUCACCGGAUUAUAGUAUCGAUAGUACUACUCUCGCACCUUCCCGAGAGUCGUCGAGAACGCCCUAUGAGAAGACGACCUUGACUCUUUUCCACUUCCAGAUACCAAUAGAGGAACAAACAACUUGCUUCUUCACCACAGACUUUGUGCUAACCCCUAGGAAAGCGUCUGGCAUAGGGUUUCUUAGCUUUGUACUCCCGUUCAGUGCUCUUGCCAAGACAAACUCUCCUUUCCACCAGGCACUCUCUGCUUCUAGUCUGGCGAGCUUUGGAUCCCGCUUCAAAAGAAAAUCUCUACUCCCAAAGGCACAUGAGCAAUACAUCGAAUGUGUGAAGGGCAUCAAAAAGUCGUUAUUGGAACCUCGGGCGGCAAAGGACGAUUCGAUAUUGGCUUCCAUUCUGCUUCUCACUAUCUUCGAGCAAGUGACCCUCGUCGAGACGAGCCUCAAUGGGUGGAGCUCCCAUAUCGAAGGAGCUAUUGCUUUGGUCAGACAUCGUGGCGAGGAAUCGUUCAAGACGCCAUUGAGUCGGAACUUGUUCAACGGGGUCAGAGAAUUAAUGACUAUUCAUUUCAUGGCCAAGGCAAAACCGAUAGAUAGAUCGAUAGACUGGCUGUAUCACACUCCGGAUGAUAUCUUCGAGCACAGAUACGCCACGCUUAAUAUGAGGCUUGUUGACUUGAGAGCGAUUAACAACACUGUCACAGUGCCAGGGCCCCGGACAACUAGCAAGACCGUGAAAGUAGUGGAACUGCUACACAAAGCGAGAACUCUUGAAAAAGAAUAUCGAGAAUGGUUUGAAUCCCUAUCGUCCUCCUACUCCGCAAUGGCCUGGCUAGACUCCGAGACUACCACGACCACCAAUAUCGCAACAUCAAUAUCCCACCCCGGCCGAAUUGACCAAUACGAAGAACUCUACCAAGCCUACGAAUACAACGUGGCCCGUUCCUCCCAAAUCCUAAUCUGGACCAUCAUCCUGCGCUGCAUCGCCUGGCUCCGCGAAGACACUGACUACCGAAUCUCAACCGAGUAUCGGGACGCCGCUCGACGGUGCCGGGAACUGAUUCAAGACAUCGUCUCCAGUAUCCCUUACUGUUUCCUGUGGGAUCAAGACUGCUCAACAAUGAUGCCUGAUAAAGUUCGCUUUUCUUGCGAGCAUGUGGAAAUGAAGGGAGUGUCGGCUGUUUAUUUGAUGUGGCCGCUGUAUGUGGCAGGGAAUUCGGACUUUGCGACGAGUUCGCAGCGGUUGUUUGCGAAGGGGAAGUUGGCUUAUAUUGCGGGGUCGGUGGGAAUCUGUCAAGCUAGCUUAAUCCUUCAGAUAUCUGCACCUCACCCGUCAACGCUGAUAGCUCUGGACAAAGGCAUGCUUCCAACCCAAUUCACCCAGAGGCAAAAAGGAUGCCACUGAGUAUCGGACGAGAUGGAGAUAUUUCAGAUUUAACAUGGAAUUUACAUUCCUAUUUAUUCGUCUGGGCUGUCAGGAAGUGAAAGAUAAGAGUUUAGCUUCUAUAUACUUCUACCA
Molecule: messenger RNA, 2158 nt
Organism: Mollisia scopiformis
Lineage: Eukaryota; Fungi; Ascomycota; Leotiomycetes; Helotiales; Mollisiaceae
Exons: 7
Coding region: 380-2044 (554 amino acids)
Biological process (GO): regulation of DNA-templated transcription
Molecular function (GO): DNA-binding transcription factor activity, RNA polymerase II-specific; zinc ion binding
Source: RefSeq, a predicted model, not a curated record